Molecule: messenger RNA, 2058 nt
Organism: Phycomyces blakesleeanus NRRL 1555(-)
Lineage: Eukaryota; Fungi; Mucoromycota; Mucoromycetes; Mucorales; Phycomycetaceae
Exons: 7
Coding region: 1-2058 (685 amino acids)
Biological process (GO): mitotic spindle assembly checkpoint signaling; meiotic sister chromatid cohesion, centromeric; protein phosphorylation
Molecular function (GO): ATP binding; protein kinase activity
Source: RefSeq, a predicted model, not a curated record
AUGCCUUUCUCACGCCUACAACCAAUCCCAUCGAGUUCCCUUGGGCUGACAAAAACACAAGCAAAGAGUAGAAAAUAUAAUGAAAGGCUGCUUCUUUUGACACACUUGCUGCAAACUUUUGAUGCUCAAAAUCACCAAAAUGAUCCUCAGUAUGUCCAGCUGUGGAUAAUUUAUGCAUCCCUGCAGCCAGACCCCCUAUCCAUAUGUCUAUCUCUCCUGGACAGAAACAUUGGCACAACAGACGCCAAUCUUUAUCAGACAAUCGCAAAUCACUACAUACACCACUCUGAACCAGAAAAGGCUUUGUCUAUUUUGGUGCAUGCAAUCAAAAGAGGUGCUCAACCUGCACAAGCCAUUCGACAUCAAUAUGAAGCCCUACUGGCCAAUAUUCAACUUUCAGCUGUCACAAAUGACAUUACCACCGAGGCUCGUAGUGAAUGGAUAAACCACUGUCUGUUACCAAGAGGUAAAUGUUCAGUUGACAAUUUAUUUUCUGCAAUUAUAAUGUGUAUGGUUCACGGACCACCUGAAGGAUUGCUGGAGUUGGGCUCAAACUCGCUUGAAUCAUUAUUGAAUGCCUGUGACUGUCUUGAAUCGCAGAUCCGUUUGUGUGGACGGGUUGCCCGGCUGAAAGAAUGUGUUGGCCGAGGAGAGGACAUUUCGCUAGAGGAGCUGAGGUCCAUGUCCAUGGCCAAGUCAAGAUCCAAUUGGCCAACCCAUAAAUUUAUUCACCGUUCCAUGGAAAAAUUUGACCCUGUCCUAUGCCAUCAAAAGCUAAACUUGGUGUCUGGCAAGAGUCAAUUAGAAUCUCACCAAACACAAAUAUCGUCUGCUGUUCUGCAUCUGCCCGUACUCAAGCACCCGGACAUCGAUCGUUUCUUGCAAGACCACAGACAUUUUCAUGACCUGUCUUGUCAACCGACACCAAAGAUUGGUGCCCUCAAGACUAAUUCGAAAUCACUCCGCCGCCAUCUACUACCACCACCACCAAUAUUAGGAAAAACAAGAACAAGAACAAGGGAAACUCAGCAGUCUGUGCCUGUCAUACGGCUUCAAUCAGACUACCAAGUCAUUAAUGUCCUAGGCAAAGGAGGCAUGGGCACUGUCUACAAAGUCAAGCAGAUCCACACCAACAAAACCUAUGCCUUGAAGGUCCAGUCCCCAGCCCAUCCUCUCGAGUUUUACAUUCUGCAGCAGCUGGCCCAGAGACUAAACCGGCCUGCAGACCAUCUGAUCACAACUGCUCACAAUGCAUGGGUCUACAACUCGACCAGCUUCAUGCUCCUAACCCAUCUCGACGGAGGUACCCUGCUGGAUUGCUUAAAUAUCACACGCACACAAACAGACCUAAAUACAUACACAAGCACAAGCACAAACACAGGCAGAGGCACAAACCAGCCUGCAAUGCCAGAACCCAUGGCUCUCUUGUUGUCCAUGAACCUCCUUGAUGCCGUCUGGGAAACACACCAGACCGGAAUAAUCCACGGAGAUCUCAAACUUGACAACGUACUGAUGGACUGGCAACCAGACAUACCAACAUCCACUACAGUCUAUCAUCCACGUCACCCCUGGUGGCAUCCGAUACGUCUCAUUGAUUUCGGCCGCUCUCUAGACACAACCCUCUGGCCCAAAUCAUCAAACCUCAAGUGCCUGGCGUCCUGGUCGCCCCAACCACACGAUAUGCCAGACAUCAACACAAAGCCAUGGUCUCCCAGAGCCAUUGACUAUUGGGCAGUAGCUUCCAUGGCUCAUCUUCUGUUAUUUGGCCAGCCCCUGCGGACUCUAGAGCUCCGACAGCCUAUCAGACGCUACUGGCACACCACGCUCUGGCGUUCUUUUUUUGAUGUUCUUCUCAAGCCAGUAGCAGCCCAAAGUCCAACCCAACCAGAAGUUAAUCGAGACUAUGAUCAAGACAACAAUCAGGCUGUUCAGAAGGUUAUACAAGACAUCCAGAACUGUCUGAUUACUGAAUCUCAAAAGGACCCCAGAUUAUUCAAAUUAAGAAUAGGUCUCCAACAAAGUUUACAACAAUAUUUAAAAACCCAAAACCUAAAAUAA